AUGUCAAAUCAUGAGCCAAAACCGAAACGAUCAAAAUUCAUUGACUCAUGGUUUAAAAGAACAAAUGUUGAGUCGCCAAGUUCAAAUGUGGUUUCUGAACCUUCCAUAUCCUCUCCAAAUAUUGAUGUUGAACCCCAACCUUCCAUUCCUGAACCACAAAAUAAUGUCAACGCUUUUGAACGUGAUCCUGGAUUACGUUGUGCCAUAUGGAAAUAUCCAGAUCCAGUGAAUGAGCGGGAUAGUAUUCGAAAAGCCUAUGUUUUGUUGGGUCCAUUUCAACUUGAGUUAGAAUUUCCAUUCACUGAAGAAGGGAGUCAACAACGUAGAUUUCAGUUUUCUUGGUUCAAGGACAAUCCAUGGCUUGAAUAUUCAAUUGCUCUUGAUAGGACGUAUUGCUUCCCUUGUUUUCUAUUUGACACUAAAGAUUCUCACUAUCCAGCAUUCACCGUUGAUGGGUUUAAGGCUUGGAAGAGGGUUUUGGUGGUGAUAAUAUGUUGA
Rosa chinensis is the source of this 498-nucleotide messenger RNA. RefSeq lists its product as uncharacterized. Bases 1 to 498 code for a protein of 165 amino acids. Lineage: Eukaryota; Viridiplantae; Streptophyta; Magnoliopsida; Rosales; Rosaceae. The transcript has a single exon. The record is from RefSeq and is a predicted model, not a curated record.